This is a messenger RNA of Daldinia vernicosa, 1283 nucleotides long. RefSeq names its product Isochorismatase hydrolase. The coding region runs from base 229 to 1008 and encodes 259 amino acids. Lineage: Eukaryota; Fungi; Ascomycota; Sordariomycetes; Xylariales; Hypoxylaceae. The record is from RefSeq and is a predicted model, not a curated record. The transcript has 3 exons.
UCUUAUCUUAGCAACUUGCUUCUUAGGGGCACCUAGCUGUGACGGGGUAACGAUUCACCGCGAACAUGGUAAGAUCCCAGCCACUCCUAUUCAAACCAAUAAAUAAUAUCACUCACUUGUUAUAUCGCUAAUUAAGAUCAAAUUCUUAACUGAUAUCUAAAGACUUGAACAUAUUUGCCAAGAGGGACGUACUUGUAUCCGCUAAAUUAUUAUUGUCAAGUUAUAGAAAUGUGGCUUUAUAGCAUAUCUUGUAUACUUGCUCUUAGUAGCUUAGGAUGCGCUGUUCCGUAUUCCAAUAAGCUACAUAAGAAAACGGCCCUCGUCAUCAUUGAUGUACAGAACGACUUCAUCAACGGCUCUUUAGCCAAUCCGCGAGCUCCUGUUAUCCUACCUAAAAUCUACCAACUCUUGGAUAAUCAUGAGUGGCCUUUCGUUGUCGCUUCUCAGGACUGGCAUCCCAAAGGGCAUGUUUCGUUCUUCUCAAGUCAUCCUGGGAAAGUCUCUGGAGACACUGUGAACGAUAGCUUCGUGGAUACCCCUACGAAAACCGAAACGCAGACGCUGUACGCGGACCACUGCAUUCCAGAGACGUGGGGCGCUGAAAUAGAACGUGGCGUUCAGACGCGAUUGCACUCACUCGAAGGCUACCGCGCCCCCGUCAAUUACAUCAAGAAAGCACAGGACCACUCAGUCGACUCAUACUCGGCAUUCGCUGAUAACCAGUACCACCGCUUCACCACUCUGCACUCCGAGUUGACCUUGCAUAGCAUCGAGACUCUAAUCGUAACGGGGCUGUUGACGAGCGCAUGCGUCCGUGGAACGAGUAUCGAUGGAAUCAAGCUAGGGUACGAAGUCGUGCUCAUAGAGGACGCCACCGAAUCAAUUAGUGCUGAGGACAAGGCCGCGGCUAUCAAGGAGCUGCAGGGUUGGGGGGUGCAGGUUUUAAAUCUGUCAGAUUGGGAGGGCGCAAAUCCUACUCCGGUAAAAUCCAGGACGAGGGAAUUGUAAUCACGAGAUUAUCGUAUUACGCGUGUGGCUUGUCUCGGCCCAUGGGGUCCGAAGUGCACAUGAUAAUAGGCGUGUCAGAACGAAAUAGAGAAUAUUUUAUGGGAAAUUCAGACAGGGGCGCAUUUAACCCGUAUGUACGCGUGUUAAUAAUUUCAGUAAUUAGGAAUGGGCGAGUGAAACAAAAGUGGUCGGGAAGUUGAGGGCUUAGGAAACUACACUUGGCUGGUUGGAAAACAGAUCUUGAAAUCGGAUGAUGAGCUAGUGGAAGUUAUCUG